AUGGGCUUCCGAACGCUGUCCGCAGCUGUCGCUUCCAUGCUCUUUAUGAGCCAGGCUAACGCCGCCCUCGACCCCAUCAUCAUGAAGGGUACCAAGUUCUUCUUCGAGAACGGCACGCAGUUCUUCAUCCGGGGUGUCGCUUACCAGCAGGGCGUCGGUGCCGCCGGCUCGACGAAUGCCUCGGCCCCCUACGACGACCCCCUCGCCGACAUCAACCGCUGCAAGCAGGAUGUCCCCAUCCUGGCCGGCCUGAGGACCAACGCCAUCCGGACGUAUGCCAUCGAUCCCACCAAGGACCACAGCGCCUGCAUGAAACUGCUCGACGACGCUGGCAUCUACGUCGUUUCCGACCUGAGCGAGCCCUCCCUGUCCAUCAACCGCGACAACCCCUCGUGGAACGUCGAGCUGCUCGACCGCUACAAGGCCGUCGUCGACGAGAUGAGCAAGUACUCCAACGUCAUCGGCUUCUUCGCCGGUAACGAGGUCUCCAACAACAAGACCAACACGGGCGCCUCGGCCUACGUCAAGGCCGCCGUCCGUGACACCAAGGCCUACAUCAAGUCCAAGGGCGGCCGCUGGAUGGGUGUUGGCUACGCCGCCAACGACGACGUCGAUAUCCGCACCGAGAUUGCUCACUACUUCAACUGCGGCAACCAGAGCAAUGCCAUCGACUUCUGGGGCUACAACAUCUACUCGUGGUGCGGCCACUCCUCCUUCCAGCAGUCCGGCUACGCCGACCAGGUCAAGUUCUUCAGCAACUACUCGGUCCCCGUCUUCUUCGCCGAGUACGGCUGCAACACCCAGGGUGGUGCCAACGGCCGUAUCUGGGAGGAGACUACUGCCCUGUACUCCAACGAGAUGACUGGCGUCAUCUCGGGCGGUAUCGUCUACGAGUACUUCCAGGAGGUCCACGACUAUGGUAUGCGUCCCACCUCUACUCUACUCUUCUAUCUUGGUCUGGUCACGCUCGGCAGCAACGGUCAGGCUACCACCAUGAAGAACUACAACGCUCUCAAGACCGUCAUCGCCUCGGUUAACCCCAGCUCGACCGCCAUGUCCGCCUACAACCCCACCAACAGCCCCGCCGCCUGCCCGCCCCUGAACGCCGACUGGCAGGCCAACGCGAACCUGCCCCCGACCCCGGACAAGUCCACCUGCGACUGCAUGGAGAGCAACGUGCGGUGCACCGUCUCCUCGAGCGUCGACGAGAAGGACUACGGCAAGCUGUUCGGCCUCGUCUGCGGCCUCAAGGGCAACCCCUGCGCCGGCAUCAACGGCAACACCACGACGGGCGUCUACGGCGCCUUCUCCAUGUGCAGCCCCAAGCAGAAGCUCGCCUUCGCGCUCGACUCGUACUACCAGUCCCAGGGCUCCGCCAAGGACGCCUGCGACUUCAAGGGCCAGGCCAACCUCGUCACGCCCAAGGGCGCCGCCUCGAGCUGCUCCGCCCUGCUGUCCUCGGCCAGCGCCUCCAACAGCUUCGCCGCCACGGCCACGGCCGCCAAGACGGGCGGCGCCUCCGGCGGCGCCCAGGGCACCAAGAACGUCGCUGCCCCCGUCCCCAUCCAGAACGCCUUCACUAUUGGCCAGGUCGCCGUCGGCAUGUACGUCCUCGUCGCUAUGGCUACCGGUGCUGGUAUGAUGAUCCUGUAA
Molecule: messenger RNA, 1653 nt
Organism: Thyridium curvatum
Lineage: Eukaryota; Fungi; Ascomycota; Sordariomycetes; Thyridiales; Thyridiaceae
Exons: 3
Coding region: 1-1653 (550 amino acids)
Biological process (GO): fungal-type cell wall (1->3)-beta-D-glucan biosynthetic process
Cellular component (GO): cytoplasm; fungal-type cell wall
Molecular function (GO): 1,3-beta-glucanosyltransferase activity
Source: RefSeq, a predicted model, not a curated record